AUGAGGCCUACGGAUCAAGAUCCGAAACUCAGUCGCCAUGCAAGAAACCAAACCUACGUAUCUCAAUAUCAUCUAGAGGCACAUCAUGAAGCGACUCGGCAUCUAUAUACCAAAAAUUCUACUUUAGUUGACAAUCUACCUGUUAGCUUUUACAACCCGAUCACAGAAAACCAAAUUCCACCUAAAGCAGCAAGACACGCCAUUCGCAAGCUGAACAAAUUCAAUCACCGCCUAAUGGGCAGAGACAUUACCAACAAUUUGGAUCUGGGCCUCGGUCAAAUCCAGUGGCAAUGCUUUAUUGAAAUGUGGAAAACAAUCCUUUUCGUGUUAAAUAACACUCGUCAACCCGGAGAACCGGACAUAAAACCACUCAUGCUAGCCCUCUUAGAGAUGUGUAAGGAAUACGCCUAUUCAAGCGCAUGGGGUAAUCUACCUCCUAGGGAGCCAGCAGAGACCUAUGGAGUUAACAAGAUAAAGAGCGAGUAA
Messenger RNA from Penicillium egyptiacum, 486 nucleotides. The record is from the annotation of a GenBank genome assembly. NCBI's taxonomy places the organism in Eukaryota, Fungi, Ascomycota, Eurotiomycetes, Eurotiales, Aspergillaceae.